Molecule: messenger RNA, 4076 nt
Organism: Clarias gariepinus (North African catfish)
Lineage: Eukaryota; Metazoa; Chordata; Actinopteri; Siluriformes; Clariidae
Gene: arvcfb
Product: ARVCF delta catenin family member b
Exons: 20
Coding region: 168-3074 (968 amino acids)
Biological process (GO): cell-cell junction assembly; cell-cell adhesion
Cellular component (GO): nucleus; cytoplasm; adherens junction
Molecular function (GO): cadherin binding
Source: RefSeq, a predicted model, not a curated record
GUUGAAUCUGUGCUGAUGGCUCUCCUGAGAAUCUGAGGUGUUACCCGGGUGUUUCUCUUCAGGCCGAGCCAGUGGGACAUCUCUCCUUUGUGUCAGUCUGUAGCGGAGGAUGUCCGUUCUCUAACUUGUUCUGCUCCACUAACCUCUAGUGCACAGUCCGAGCGGACAUGGAGGAGUACGAGGCUCGUUCUGCCGCCAGCAUUCUGGCAUCGGUUAAAGAGCAGGAGGCGAGGUUUGAGCAGCUGACACGGGCGCUUGAGGAAGAGCGACGCCACGUCUCACUGCAGCUGGAGCGCGCCAACGUGCCACGGGCCGACCACCUUCCGUGGCAGCAGGUGGUCAUGCAGGAGCAGAGUCCCAGCAACCAGACGUCUCUGGCCAUGAUGCAGGAGCCGCAGGAGAUGGUGGAGGAGACGGUCACUAUAGAGGAGGACCCUGGCACGCCCACUUCACACGUCUCCGUGGUGACGUCAGAGGACGGGACCACGCGCCGCACAGAGACCAAGGUAACCAAGAUGGUGAAGACAGUAACCACCCGCACCGUGCGACAGGUCCCGCUAGGUCCAGACGGCCUGCAGAUUUCCGACGGCUCGUCACCGUUGGGCAGCUACACGGACUCCAUCGACCGUCGCUUCAUGAAGAACGGCGAGCGCUUCGUCACACCUCAGGCCACGUCUACGCUCACACGCUCCUACAACCACAACAACUAUGGCGACUCGUACUACAGUCCGCACGACACCUACGGGGAUGUUUGCGACAACUACGGGAGCCUCUCCCGUGGUCUUAACUACCGCCCCUACAGGCCCUACAAUUACCGCAUGGAGAACAGCUACACCCUCCCAAUUCGCAGGGACGACUACGGGCACAUGGCACAGCCACAAGUACCCGUUGGAGGCAGCAGCACCAUGGACCUCAAUCGCUCGCAACCGGAACGCUUUCAGCCCGAGCCGUAUGGACUGGAGGACGACCGCCGCAGCCUCGGCCCGGACGAGGAAGAGCCGUAUGAGCUGGAGCCCGACUACUCCACUGCCAACCGCCGCACGCUGCCCAGUGCUGCACGUGCCAUGAGGGACCCGUUGCGCAACGGUCCUCGUGUCAGGGGCUACGAUGACCCCAUCGAGUCGGAGCUAAUCGACGAGCGACACCGCUACGGUCCUGGCAUGUUCCCCGCCCCACUUGCACAGCCCGAACGGGGCAGCACGGCCAGCCUGGACGGUGGCAUCGACAGUGGCUUGGCGCGCCAGGACCCCCGCUGUUGGCGUGACCCCGACCUCCCUGAGGUCAUCGCUAUGCUGGGCCACCCUCUCGAUCCAGUCAAAGCUAACGCCGCCGCCUACCUGCAGCACCUGUGCUACGAGAACGACGUAGUAAAGAAAGCCGUGCGACAGCUGAACGGCAUCCCGGCUCUGGUGGCCUUGCUCGAGCACCCCAAGGGUGAGGUGCAGCGCAAAGCGUGUGGAGCUCUGCGCAACCUCUCCUUCGGCAAGGACAACGAAAACAAGGCGGCCAUCAGGAGCUGCGACGGCAUCCCCGCUCUCGUUCGCCUGCUUAGGAAGAGCGGUGACGCUGAGAUUCGCGAACUCGUCACAGGAACAUUGUGGAAUUUAUCAUCGUACGAGCCGUUGAAGAUGGUGAUCAUUAAUCAUGCGCUGCAGACCAUGACCAACGAGGUGAUCAUCCCGCACUCGGGCUGGGAGGCUGAGCCCAAUGAGGACUCGAAGCCCCGGGACGCCCAGUGGACCACCGUCUUCAAGAACACGUCCGGUUGCCUGAGGAACGUGAGUUCGGAUGGAGCGGAGGCACGCAGAAGGCUGCGGGAGUGCGAGGGCCUGGUGGAUGCCCUGCUCCAUGCUCUGCUCUCAGCCGUGGGGAAGAAGGACAUGGACAACAAGUCUGUGGAGAACUGUGUGUGCAUCAUGAGGAACCUCUCCUACCACGUGCACAAAGAAGUCCCCGGUGCGGAGAAGUUCCAUGACCCGUCGUCUCUUCAGGCUCCGGGCUCCACGGGAACUCACAGGAAGAAGAAGGACGACGCCGGCUGCUUCGGCGGCAAGAAAGCUAAAGAGGAAUGGUUUAACCAAGGGAGGAGAAACGGGGAAAACGACAAGAACUACGACACCAUGGACCUCCCGAAGCGCACCGAGCCCACCAAAGGCUUCGAAUUGCUGUACCAGCCAGAGGUGGUGCGUCUCUAUCUGUCCCUGCUGACCGAAAGCCAGAACUACAACACGUUGGAGGCGGCAGCAGGGGCCUUACAGAACCUCAGCGCUGGACAGUGGGUAUGGUCCAGCUACAUCCGGGCGACGGUGCGUAAGGAGAAAGGCUUGCCGAUCCUGGUAGAGCUGCUACGCUCUGAUUCGGAUAAGGUGGUGCGCGCCAUCGCCAUCGCCCUGCGUAACCUCUCCAUCGACCGGCGCAACAAAGACCUCAUAGGGAGCUACGCCAUGAGGGACCUGGUGAGCAACCUGCCGAGCGGUCAGCAGCGUCCAGCCAAGAACCUGGAGGAGGACACGGUGGUGGCGGUGCUCAACACCAUCCACGAGAUAGUGACGGACAGCUCGGAGAACGCCCGCUCGCUCAUCAUGGCUCAGGCCAUCGAUAAACUGGUGGCCAUCCACAGGACCAGUCAGUCAGCCAGAGAGACCAAGGCUGCUUCUCACAUCCUGCAGACGGUCUGGAGCUACAAAGAGCUGAGAAACACCCUAACCAAGGACGGCUGGAACAAAACUCAUUUUCAGCCCACAGCGACCGUGGCUCCAAAAGGCUCAAAAAGCAGCAAGUCUGGAUACGACGACACCACCCUCCCCCUGAUGGAGAAGAACCAAGGCGACAGAGGCUGUGGCACUGGUGCAAUGAUACCUAUGGAUGAACUGGGUCCAGACGGCUAUUCCACUAUUGACCAAAGGGACAAAGACUGCAAAUACAAAACCAGCGACGCCUCGUCGGAUCUGACGGAACGCGAGCCUCUGAAGAAUGACUCGAAUAGGAAGCACUAUAUCCGGAGCAACAGGCCGACAGUGAGUCUUGUGGACGCUUGUGAUGUCAAGACUCAGCCUGUUGACUCCUGGGUGUAAAUGCAUGCAUGGCUUAGCCAGCGUCAGCGCUACAUCACAACCAGUCGAAGGAUCUCACGAGACACGAGUCACCACUGCCAUUUCCUCCACCACGUGGACUCAUCAGCAAAGAGACACAAACAAAAGCGCAAUCUUUCAUUCGGCGAGAUGAAACGGAACGCAAACACAAACACACGCACACAAAAAAAAAUGGAAAAGGAAAAAAAAACAACGUAUAUUUUUCACACACGUGCAUUCCCACGGCGUGACGAGGAUCCGAGCGGCACAACACGAACUCCGCGGAUGAAGAAUAAAGGAUGAGCGCAGCAGCGAAUGUGAAAGUGAGGAUGUGGACAUGAAUGUGUAAGGACAAGAAAGAGAGUAAAGUGAAAAGGGAAAAGAAAUAAAGGGUUUAGGUUUGUUUGUUUGUUUGUUUGUUUUUUCAAAUAAUUCUGUUGCUUAUUUUUCUUGUUUUAUGUUUUUUUUUUUGAGAAGUGGUGGAAUGAAGGAUGUGUUUCGAUGGGAGAAGAAAUGUUUCUGGGUCGUAUAACGGUUUGAAAAUUUGUGUGAAAAAGUGUGUGGGGGGGGAAAGGCCCAACAUUGUGUCGUGACGUUCUGCUCAUUUUUCCCGUGCUCCAGUUUGUUUCGUGUGUCGGUGUCGGCUUUUGUGCUCUGUUUCACCCCGCAGUGUUUUAACGGUGAGUCGCUAACAGCGUGAAUGUAUGCUAACAGUUUGCUAACAGGCUAGGUGGCGUUCGUUGCUAGCAGUGUGCUGCGCUGCAGGUUUGAUUAGCGUGAGUGAGGAACGAAGGAGAGGUAGAAUCCGUCGGGUUUUAAAGGGUUUUAUAUUUUUGGCGCUGAUGUUAAUGUAAAAAAAUAAAAAAUAAAAACACAGCGCCAAGACAAACUGUUUAUACUUUGCUAGAGCGUCAACAACUUUGUAAAGUAAAAAAAUAAAUAAAUGAGAGGAAUGUAUGAAAAGACAGUGAAGGAACAAGUGACAGGUGUUUGUCGAGAAUUUCG